CCGGCUCAGCCCCCUUCCUUUCCCAGCCUCAUCCAAAACCCGGAACUCAGAGAGCGCAGCAACCGUCAGAGCCGACUAGUCGAAGGCCACAGCCAUGGCCGCCCCUACCGGCACUUCCAUGUUGAGCGCCCUGCUCCAGCUUCCCCUGGCUCCGUUCUCGGGGAAGAGCUCCGCGCCUUCGGCGGUCCACAUGACCGCCCGCCGCACGCCGACGCCUGUGCUGGCCGCUAAGGGCUACAACGUGCAGAUCGUGGUGGACGAGAACGAGGGGGAGGACUCCAUCUUCCGGCGCUUCCGGCGGGAGGUGAUGAAGGCCGGCCUGCUCCAGGAGAUCAAGCGCCGCCGCCGGCACGAGAACACCAAGGACAAGAAGAUUCGCAAGGCCCGCGAGGCCGGCCGCCGCAACCGCCGCAGGCGUAUGAUGGAUGAUCGUAGGUUCCCAGAAGACGAGGGAGACUCAGAGGCUGUGAGAACCCGCCGCGAUGAGGACAACGACAACUGGGAGGUUAGCGGUAUUCUGUGAAUGGAAUGAUGACGAAAUUCAUAACAACUGUAGAUGCACAACUAUGGCAAUUCGAGACCUUUUCUUUUGCCUGCAUGGCACAAACUAUAUGAGUCACCAGUCGCUCUUUCCACUUCAAUUGUACUAUUUAAUUUUACCAAAUGUUAGCUAAUGCAAUCAACAUUCCGGAUA
Messenger RNA from Hordeum vulgare subsp. vulgare (domesticated barley), 694 nucleotides. RefSeq names its product 30S ribosomal protein S21, chloroplastic-like. Gene Ontology annotation, molecular function: structural constituent of ribosome. Gene Ontology annotation, cellular component: ribosome. The transcript has 2 exons. The record is from RefSeq and is a predicted model, not a curated record. Gene Ontology annotation, biological process: translation. Lineage: Eukaryota; Viridiplantae; Streptophyta; Magnoliopsida; Poales; Poaceae. Bases 95 to 523 code for a protein of 142 amino acids.